AUGGCUGAAGGAGGAGAAGAAAUAGAUUUGGUGGCAGAUUUACUUUCAAGGCCAUUUUCAAGAUGGACUUUUCAAGAAAAGCUGGACAUUGUUAAGAAAGGUCUGACAACUCCGAAGCUAGCUAGCCUGUCACAACCAGAAGGAGGAUUUGUCCGCCACUUUCAGGUUACCAACUACGAGCGGUACCCCUGGCUCACAGGGUCUGAGGAACACUGCAAAUUGUAUUGCUGGGAGUGCUUGUUAUUUGCCACUGGUCGACAUGGUGUUUGGAGCCACACUGGAUUUGUAAAUUUGACUUGCCUAACCAAGGCAGCAACGAGACAUCAAAGCACUGCCGGACACUUACAAGCAAUGGUGCUUUCCAAAACUUUUGGGGAAACCAGAGUGGAUCUACAGCUGAACGAGCAAGUGCGCAGGGAAACGGAGCUCCACAACGAAAAGGAACUUUCAUUUCGGGAACACAAUGAAAGCGCGGGAUCCAAUAACAGGAACUAUGUGGAGCUUCUUUCUCUCAUUGCUGAGAGCAACACGGAUUUACAUUACCACCUGUCCACCAAUAAAGUGUUUAGUGGGACGUCGGGUAAAAUACAAAACAACCUGAUCACUGCUAUUGCUGAAGUGAUGGGAGAAGAGAUAAGAAGUGACAUUAAAAAGGCACCGUUCGUCUCUAUUAUGGUGGAUGAGACGACAGAUGCGAGUAAUGCAGCGCAGCUAGCACUGGUCCUGCAUUACGUAAUGGGCACAGGUGUCAAGGAGCGAUUUGUCAGAUUUGAAGAUAUUACCAGUGGGAAGCGAGCCGAUGACAUUGCAGGUCUUAUCAUCAGAUUUUUUUUGGAAAAUGAAUGUCUGGGUAAAGUUGUGGCACAGAGUUUUGACGGCGCAGCGGUCAUGUCUUCUGGAUUAAAUGGGGUGCAGGCUAAAGUUAAAGAGAGAGCACCUUUGGAUUUAUUCAUACACUGCUAUGCACAUCGGCUCAAUUUAGUACUGACUCAAGGGGCCUCAAAGCUUAAAGAAUGCAGGAUCUUUUUCGGCCACCUCAAUGGCCUUGCUGCAUUUUUUUCUAAAUUGCCUCGGCGCACGCAACUACUGGACGAAAUCUGCCCGCGGCGUCUCCCUCGUGUGGCACCAACACGGUGGCAGUACACAUCCAGAGUGGUCAAUACGGUCUAUGAGAAGAGAGAUGCUCUAAAGGAACAGUUUCAUCACAUUCUGAAGCAUCAUGACAAGUAUGAUGAGGACACACAUCGAGACAUCGAGAGCCACUUUGGCAAGGACGGCCUAAAGCUUGUACGUGAGUAUGAGCAAACAGCACGCAAGAUGGCAGACUACAGGAACCAUCUGAAAUUCAGCCUCAGAUGUAGACAGAGCGGGAUCACUCCUAAAAGUCUACAGAUGAAAUCGUCAGUAAAAGGCCUGCGAGCUAACAAAAUCCUCCAGAAGGCACAGAGUCAGCUGCUAAAUGAACGGGUGAGACAAACUAACUUCACUAUUGAUGUUUUAAAAUCCAAAGAGGAGCAGAUCCACCAAAGACUUUCUUCACUUCUAGAUGAGAAAACACUUCAACAGGUGCUUGAGUUCACCGAGAAGGCUCGUCUAGCACAGCAUGAAAAGUCUAAAACCAGGCAAAAGAGGAAGUUUGAUCUACUUGCUGUGCGCCACAAACACCAGCACACUAUGGGGAGUGUCCUCCACAACCAGCAGAGAGAAGGAUGCCAGACAGAAACUAAAGAUGUGGACAAAUGGGUGAAGAACUUGUCUGACAAACAACUCACCCAAGCAGAGAAAAACGUCCUUUCUAAAGGGUUAAAUUUUGCGGUCACACCGAAACAAAUCCCGCUAGUGGAACUGAUUACAGCCACAGAAUCUGCUAUCAGAAACAACAACAUUGCUGAUUUGGAAGCAGAACAAUUGCGGAUAAAAGUUUCGGCAUGUCUCAGCAAUGCAAAACCCCCUGCAUCCAAUAUCAGCAUUGAGGAGAGGAAGGCCCUCACGGCACUCAUCAAGGACAACAACAUCAUCAUCAUCCUUCCAGCAGACAAGGGGAGAUGCACAGUUGUGCUAAACCAGACAGACUACCAUGAGAAAAUUUUGUCUCUGCUCAGUGACAAAAAUACUUAUGAGCCCUUAAAGCGAGAUCCAGGUAGUGGUUACAAGAAAAAGGUGAUAGAUUGUCUUAAGCAGUUAGUUCAGGACAAUGCUAUUGACCGGACCACAUUCCACAGAUUAUACCCAGGGGAAUCUACACCAAGUCUGUAUGGUUUACCAAAAAUACACAAACAGGGUGCUCCUUUAAGACCCAUUGUCUGCAUGAUCAAUUCAGUCACGUAUAACAUCUCUAAGUUCCUGGCCGCUGUUCUUAACCCGGUGGGCAGCUCAAAACACCACAUUCAGAACACAUUGGAUUUCGUGGAGAAAGUGAGAGAGGUCAUUAUGGAGGCAGAAGAAACCUUGGUCUCAUUUGAUGUUACAUCUCUAUUCACUUGUGUCCCAGUGACUGAAGCAGUGGAGGUAGUACGUAAUGACCCCAUUCUCAGUAAAAGAACCUCUCUCAACGCAGACCAAGUGUGCCUGCUUUUGGAACUGUGUCUUCAAUCAACAUAUUUCAUAUACAAAAGCCAGUACUACAGGCAGAAGCACGGGUGUGCCAUGGGUUCCCCUGUUUCACCUAUAGUAGCCAAUCUAUAUAUGGAAGAAGUGGAAAAGAGGGCUCCAUCAUCCUAUCCUGGAACACCACCGAGCCAUUGGUUCACAUAUGUGGAUGACACCUGGGUGAAAAUCAGAUCUCAGGAGGUACCACAGUUCACAGACCACAUCAACGGGGUGGACAAACACAUCAAGUUCACCAGAGAGGAUAUGGAAAAUAAGCUAGCCUUCUUAGACUGUGAAAUUUCCAUCGUCAACGGGACAUUGAAAGUAGAUGUGUACCGUAAACCCACACAUACGGACCAGUAUCUAAGGUUUGACUCUCACCAUCCACUAGAGCACAAACUAGGUGUCAUUAGGACUCUACAACACAGAGCUAACACCAUUCCCACAGACUCAGAGGCCAGGGAAGCAGAAGAACACCACGUUAAAAAGGCCCUGAGUAAAUGUGGAUAUCCCAGCUGGUCCUUUGUCAAAGCAGGGAGGACACCUAAAGAACGCUCCAAGCGAUUCAUGAGAGAGGAAGGACAUCCACUGCCUAAGCGAAAACCCUUAGUGAUCCCAUAUGUGUCAGGAGUAUCGGAACAGCUGAGGCGUAUUUUCUCGAAACACCGGGUCUCAGUGGCUUUCAAACCCCAAAACACGCUACGCCAAAGAUUGGUCCAUCCCAAGGAUCGGGUCCCACGGCACAAACAGAGUAACAUAGUUUACGCAGUUAAGUGCCAGGAGGAGUGCCGUGAAUUGUACAUCGGGGAAACCAAGCAGCCACUCCGCAUGUCACAACACAGAAGAGCUUCCUCGUCAGGCCAGGACUCCGCAGUCUAUUUACAUCUACAGGAUAGUGGUCACUCCUUUAAAGAUGAAGAGGUGCACAUCCUGGACAGGGAGGAGCACUGGUUUGAGAGAGGAAUCAAGGAGGCCAUUUACGUGAAAAAGGAACGACCAUCUCUGAACAGAGGAGGGGGCCUAAGGGUACAUCUGUCGCCAUCUUACAAUGCUGGCAUGCAAAGAAAUGGCAAAGGAGGUGUUGGGCCAGGAGAUGAAAGAGAAGCUGAAAUAAACACAAAACACUGGAAAGACAACGAAGAAAUGAUUGUCAAAGCCUAA
This is a messenger RNA of Erpetoichthys calabaricus (reedfish), 3750 nucleotides long. RefSeq lists its product as uncharacterized. NCBI's taxonomy places the organism in Eukaryota, Metazoa, Chordata, Cladistia, Polypteriformes, Polypteridae. The record is from RefSeq and is a predicted model, not a curated record.